AUGACCAAGGGUUCGACUCUCGUGUCACCUCUCGUCUUCCAGUCCCAGAAGAUGGGUUCAUUCCGGAAGCCACGGCUUCGUUUCAUGAGCUCCCCAGUGUUGCCUGAUUUGCCCCGGUUCCUGGCAGCUCGGCAGUCUCUACAGCUCAACUCUGACUCUGCAUGGGACAGUGUCCAAACAGCCGUGAUCAAUGUGUUCAAGGGGGGAGGCUUGCAAAACAACGAACUCUACACCCUCAAUGAAAACGUCCGGCAACUGCUGAAGAGUGAACUUGGAUCCUUUGUCAAAGACUAUUUCCAGAACCAGAUCCUUGCAAAGGGCUUGCUGCUCAUAGAGGAGAAGGUUAAGCUUUGCGAAGGAGAGAAUCGCAUCCAUGCACUAUCUGAAAACUGGGAUCACUUCUUCACUGAGACUCUUCCUACACUUCAGGCUAUAUUUUAUCCUGUUCAGGGCCAAGAAUUGACUAUUCGCCAGAUUGCCCUUCUUGGCUUCCGAGACUUGGUCUUAUUAAGAGUGGAGUUGGGUGAGAUUCUACCUCGGGUCCAAACCCAAGUUCCACCUUCCAUUGUCCAGAUGCUGCUGAUUUUACAGGGAGUCCAUGAACCUACAGGCCCCAGUAAUGCCUCCAUGCAGUUGGAAGGGCUUGUUAAACAGGUGGUGUCCCCAUACCUUGGAUUGUGUGACGAAGGACACUGCUUCCCCGACAGCAGCUAUGCACUCGCACAGCUUCCUAAGAUCCCCAUCUGAUCACUGAACUGGCUGGUGU
Hemicordylus capensis (graceful crag lizard) is the source of this 766-nucleotide messenger RNA. RefSeq names its product proline-rich protein 5-like. The record is from RefSeq and is a predicted model, not a curated record. NCBI's taxonomy places the organism in Eukaryota, Metazoa, Chordata, Lepidosauria, Squamata, Cordylidae. Gene Ontology annotation, biological process: TORC2 signaling. Gene Ontology annotation, cellular component: TORC2 complex. The transcript has a single exon. The coding region runs from base 1 to 747 and encodes 248 amino acids.